UCUCGGGUGGUCAAAUUUCUUUUCUUUCUCACUUUCGCCUUCCGCUCCUUCCUUCUACUUUAUUCGCCCUUCGUGUUAAAGCGCACGUUUUUCGACACAAUGACCCUUUUUAAAUCAUUAUGGAUUCGACAGACUUGAAAGAUUUGUCGGUCAUUAUCGUUGGUGCUGGACUAGGCGGAGUGAUGCUGGGAUUGCUGCUUGAGAAAUUAGGAAUCAGCUACACAAUCUUUGAGAGGGCUAAAACUGUUAAGCCGCUGGGACCGGUUACCACCCACUUUUUUUCCCGCGAGCUCGAUUCUACGACCUCAUGCUUUCGCAGAUCCCACCCCAUAAGAUACUCAGUGGGCAAGAAGGUGCUAUCGGUCGAAGAGACUGAGGACCAUGCGCUUAUUAACUGCUCUGACGGUACGCGGUACUUUGGGGAUAUCGUAGUUGGAGCCGACGGUGCCUAUUCUGGUGUUCGACAAAGUCUUUACAAGAAACUGCAAAGUGAGGGUCAGUUGCCCAAUAGUGACACGGUGAGCAUGAACGUCGGAUUCGUCUGUACAGUUGGAACCACCAACCCUAUGGAUCCUGAGAAAAUCCCGUUGCUGAAGGACGGGACGACGAAAUUUUGUCAGUACCGCAUGACGACAGUCAACAGCUACAGGAUUUGCUGGACCCUUAGCAAGCAGCACAUAAAUGAUGGAGAAGGCAAUGAUCUGGCGUUUCGUAACUCAGAGUGGGCUCCAGAGACAGUCGAGACCUCGCUGAAAGAGUUUUACAACCUGCCAUGCCCAUUUGGAGGAACAAUGAAGGACAUAAUCGACGCAACCCCUCGGGAGCUCGUCUCGAAGGUCUUCUUGGAAGAAAAGCUGUUCGAGACAUGGCAUCACGGCAGAGUGGUGCUCCUUGGCGAUGCAUGCCAUAAGAUGCUCCCGGCUGCUGGCCAAGGCGCCAUGAAUGCGAUGCAGGACGCCGUCAUCUUGGCCAACUGCCUGUAUGACCUGAAAUCGACGAGACAGGCGGACAUCAAAUCUGCAUUCAGUGUCUACCACGAGCAACGGUAUCCCUUUGCAAAGGCCCAAGUGGAGAGCAGUCGUCUCGCAGCGAAACUUACAUGCGACCAGGGUAUGUUCGAGAGAUUUCUACGCCAAAUCCUGUUUGUCUGGCUUCCAGAAUCAGUCCGUCGACAGAACCUACUGAAGACCGCAUCCUACCGCCCUCAAGUUUGCUUCCUACCCUAUGUCCAAAAUCGCGGUCAGGGACCAGUAAUGCCGCAGAAACGGUCCUGGAGACGAGAAAAGGAACUGGAAGACCAGAGACAGGGGGAGACCACUCAGUCUGCGUCUCCAUGAAUACAAGCCUACCACCGAAAUGCCCAUAUCAUAUGAAG
Messenger RNA from Gamsiella multidivaricata, 1375 nucleotides. RefSeq lists its product as uncharacterized. Bases 120 to 1337 code for a protein of 405 amino acids. The record is from RefSeq and is a predicted model, not a curated record. Lineage: Eukaryota; Fungi; Mortierellomycota; Mortierellomycetes; Mortierellales; Mortierellaceae. Gene Ontology annotation, molecular function: FAD binding. The transcript has 7 exons.